Equus caballus (horse) is the source of this 9024-nucleotide messenger RNA. It is a transcript of the gene VANGL1, whose product is annotated as VANGL planar cell polarity protein 1. Gene Ontology annotation, cellular component: plasma membrane. NCBI's taxonomy places the organism in Eukaryota, Metazoa, Chordata, Mammalia, Perissodactyla, Equidae. The record is from RefSeq and is a predicted model, not a curated record. Gene Ontology annotation, biological process: multicellular organism development.
AGCGGAAAGCAGCAGUGCAGCGGCGGCGGCGGCGGGGCUCUGCCUGUACCGGAGCCCAGCGCAGGCCGCAGAGCCGGGGCCGCCGAGAGCCGACACCGCGGGCCGCCGAGCCCGCACGGCCGGCGCGGAGAAUCUGUACCCAGCUGCUGGAGGUGUUUCAGAGGGACUUAAUGACUGGAGCCAAGAGCACUUGUUCUGGGAAGAAUUUGUUCCUGUUGAAGAGUGGCUCCUUGAUUCCCAGACCCUUUGAGGUUUUAGGAGUCUGUAGGUGAAAUUCUCUACCUCUAAGGAGAAACGGUCCCUGCUCCUUCAUCAAGAGCAAGCUCUCCAUUGCUAUGGAUACCGAAUCCACAUAUUCUGGAUAUUCUUACUAUUCAAGUCAUUCGAAAAAAUCGCACAGACAAGGAGAAAGAAAUAGAGAGAGACACAAAUCCUCCCGGAAUAAAGAUGGCAGAGGGUCAGAAAAAUCUGUCACCAUUCAGGCUCCCACUGGAGAGCCCCUGUUGUCAAAUGAUUCUACUCGGACGGAGGAAGUUCAGGAUGACAACUGGGGAGAGACCACCACGGCCAUCACAGGCACCUCAGAGCACAGUAUAUCCCAGGAGGACAUUGCCAGGAUCAGCAAGGACAUGGAGGACAGCGUGGGACUGGACUGCAAGCGCUACCUGGGCCUCACCAUCGCCUCGGUUCUUGGACUUCUAGUUUUCCUCACCCCCAUUGCUUUCAUCCUGUUACCCCCCAUCCUGUGGAGGGAUGAGCUGGAGCCUUGUGGCACGAUUUGUGAGGGACUCUUUAUUUCUGUGGCAUUCAAACUCCUCAUUCUGCUCAUCGGGACCUGGGCACUUUUUUUCCGCAAGCAAAGGGCUGAUGUGCCGCGAGUAUUUGUGUUCCGUGCCCUUUUGUUGGUCCUCAUCUUUCUUUUUGUGGUUUCCUAUUGGCUUUUUUAUGGGGUCCGCAUUUUGGACUCUCGGGACCGAAAUUACCAGGGCAUUGUGCAAUACGCAGUCUCCCUCGUGGACGCCCUCCUCUUCAUCCAUUACCUGGCCAUCGUCCUGCUGGAGCUCAGGCAGCUGCAGCCCAUGUUCACACUGCAGGUGGUCCGCUCCACCGACGGCGAGUCCCGUUUCUACAGCUUGGGACACCUGAGGACUGAGGAAAGGCCAUGUGUGGAUAUAGUGAGAAGGCGGCCCUCUGCAAGCCAGGAAGAGAGCCCUCACCAGAAACCGAAUCGGCCAAACCUUGAUCUUGGACUUCUAGUCUCCAGAACGAUAAGAAAUAUCCAGCGAGCGGCAUUGGUGGUUCUGGAAAAUUACUAUAAAGAUUUCACCAUCUAUAACCCCAACCUCCUAACAGCCUCCAAGUUCCGAGCAGCCAAGCACAUGGCGGGGCUGAAAGUGUACAACGUAGAUGGCCCCAGUAGCAACGCCACUGGUCAGUCCCGGGCGAUGAUCGCCGCGGCCGCUCGCCGCAGGGACUCCAGCCACAACGAGUUGUAUUAUGAAGAGGCGGAACAUGAACGGCGGGUGAAGAAGCGGAGAGCAAGGCUGGUGGUUGCAGUGGAGGAGGCCUUCAUCCACAUCCAGCGUCUCCAGGCCGAGGAGCAACAGAAAGCCCCGGGAGAGGUGAUGGACCCCAGGGAGGCCGCCCAGGCCAUCUUCCCCUCCAUGGCCCGGGCCCUGCAGAAGUACCUGCGCACCACUCGGCAGCAGCACUACCACAGCAUGGAGAGCAUCCUGCAGCACCUGGCCUUCUGCAUCACCAAUAGCAUGACCCCAAAGGCCUUCCUGGAACGGUACCUCAGCGCUGGGCCCACCCUGCAGUAUGACAAGGAGCGCUGGCUCUCGACGCAGUGGAGACUCGUCAGUGAUGAGGCUGUGACUAACGGAUUACGGGAUGGAAUCGUGUUCGUCCUUAAGUGCUUGGACUUCAGCCUCGUGGUCAAUGUGAAGAAAAUUCCAUUCAUCGUACUCUCUGAAGAGUUCAUAGACCCCAAAUCUCACAAAUUUGUGCUUCGCUUACAGUCUGAGACAUCGGUUUAAAAGUUCUAUAUUUGUGGCUUUAUUAAAGAAAAAAAAAGAAUAUAUAAAGAGAAAUAUAUGUAUACCAGAGGGGCAUCGUUUUUUAUUAUUCUUCUUUGCUGACUGACACUGGCAGAUGAUAGACCAGUACCCUUUGACCAUCUGCACUUUAUUUGGAAGGAAGUGGGGGAUGUCUGCUCUGGGAAGAAGUGACCCACGACGUCUGACUCUUGUGGAUGGGACUUCUCGAGAAGCCGUUCCCUGGCGUUUCUGUGACAGCUGUAAACCAAAGCAGAGCUGGCGGUCCUUGGGAGCCUCGCCUUACAACAACUAGUCCCUGCCUUUCGUCCAGCACCACGCGCUCCCAUUGCUUCUGGUUGACCCACUCUUAAUCUUCUAGGGGACACAUCUUUCUUCUGUUUCAGGAAACUAGACACGACGUGUCCACAUGUGGGUUUGUGUAUGUAAGUGUCCAGUACCACAUCGCCCGUGGGGGCCGCGGGCCAUUCGGGAAAUGCCUGCCUUCAUCUUUGUUCUUUGUUGCCUUAGGUUCUGCAGAGAAAGAUCACAACAAAAAAUGUGCACUAUCAGUUUACAGCUCUUAAUGAUUUUAUUUUCUUCCCAAAGAGAAAAAUCCACCUGCCCUGUUUCUGACCCUGCUUCCCUCCUGGCUUGAGCAGGUAGCCCUUUCCUAACCCUGUGAUUGCCCACCCCUCUCCCCCCAUCCCGCCCUCUCCAGCACGUGCCACACCCCCACCUGGCUGGCAGGCUGGCCAGGGAAGCCCAGCCAUCAGAGCUGCCUGGGACCCAGCUCUGCACAUGUGCCCUCGGGCUCUGUGCACGGCCUCCGCUGGGUCCCGAGAUUGUUUGCAUAGGGAACUGUGGAAUGCCCACGGGGUAGAACACAGGGAGAGUAAGCCACUAGAAUGUCCCUUCUGGGCCGCACAGGGGCCCCUCUCCUCCCAGUUGUCAUCCUCACUGCUCACACAGAGCAGGAGCGAGACUUACACUGUGACUGAGACUGGCGGGUUCAGCGUGGAGCCUCUGAUUUCCCAGGGAGAUCAGUUCUCGCAGAGCUUCGUAGCAAGCUGCCCUGCCGAGGGAGACCCAAACAAUACAGACCCGCUGCUGCAGCCGCCCACUCCCUGAUGUCUCACCACCGUCACUGUGCAACUCACCUCCACCACUUGCUCCCAGAUGGGGGCUUGUUCGGCCCCUGGUGGUGCAGUUACUUUAGUUGUUGGUAAAGUGGGAAGAAGGAAUGGACAAGCUGCAGAGCUUGGGGAAAGGAAAGUGGGGAGCCAGUCUUAUGGUGCAGAGCACUCAUCCGUGAUCUGUUCCUUACUGCAGCUGGUUCUAGUGGGCUUUCCCCUGGCCUGGGGCAGCCCACGUGGCCGGGCUGUGGGUGGAGGAGCCAUCCUGGCGGAGCCGGGCUCUGGGGAGCUCCUUAUGGAGCCACAUCCAGACACCAGGCGGGCCAUCUGUGCCUCUGUUUGCCAUCCUGUAUCCGCGACAGACCCUUCCAAAGUAUUCACUCUUACUUUUCCCAGGUAUUUAGAGUAAUCAGUUACCUUGCUUUAGGAAAGAAUGACACUGUCCAAAUGCUCUGCACCUGUGUGUUCACAUGUUCCCUUACUGAUUUAUGCAUUCCUCAAGUGGUACAGAUUUGUCUAUCAUUUUUUAUAAUCAAAAUUGGCUUUGGAUGUUUGUAAUACACCUGUACCUGCAAAAGUAAACAGCAUUCUUGAAUCAACAGGCUUCAGCUCAAAAGGAAGAUGUGUUGGAAAAGAAGAAGGAGAAACAAGUCAGUUUGGCAUGGAGCCAAGAUGUUCUAUUUAGCUACAUGGUUCUGUUUAUGAAAAACACAUGCCAUGUAACCAUGGUGCUUUUGUUUUCUGUAGUUUUUGCCUUUAGGUCCCUUCAAACUGGACAUUCCUUACGAUGAUAUCUUUCUCAGGAAAUAUAUUUUGGGAGAUGGGGCAAGGGAUGGUGGAUGUGUAUGAGACUUUGGCUGCAUAAAUGUUAUAGUGUCCCAGAUAAAUGUGUCAGAGACUGCUGCUUCAGGAACACAGCAGUUGGAAGUGCCAUAAAUAGUUCGUAUAGUUCAUAUAUAGAACAUACAGUUCAUAAUGACACUGCUCGUCCACGUCUGGAAAUCCUGUGCUUCCAGCCCUCUCUGACAGAAGGGGUUAAGUUGGAUUCGUUGCUCUGGUGCGUGCAUUCCCUGCAGGGUGAAGAAAGGUUUAAAUUAAAGAAUUUAUUUUAUCUCUACCCCUUUCCCUCUCUCCCAGUCUUUGCAUAGGGGAAUGUCAAACUUUAUGAAAUUAUUGUUUCUGUUUUAAAUUGAAUAUCGAUUUUUUUUACACUGACUUUGUAUUGAGCCCUUUUUGAAAGAGUAACAAAAUAAAAUGCAGGAUCUUUGUAUAAAGCCUUUGCACUUUCAAACUCUUAAUAGCUUGAGUUACCGGUGCAGUGGGAACAAUGUAAAUGACGUUUAAAAAAUUUAAGGUUUCAGAAAGCUGCGUCACACGAUUGAACACAAUGCGUUUUUAUUUCAGUUCUUGGAACCAAGAGGCUGUUCUUUUUAAAAGGGGUAAACAGUGCCCGAGGACUGGUAGAAUAUAUGGUAUGUCCACAUCAGAGGAGACAGGAUUUCGUUUGCCUUAAAUGUUUAUAGAUUUUCUAUGACUUUCAACCUAAGUUAUUAAAAUGUGAACAGUAAAUGUUACAGACUCGAAUAGCUUAAUGAGGAGUGCGUGUCUGAGAUGGCUCCCUUCCCUGGUAAGGUUUUCGCCAGUGGAUAACUUUCAUUCUUAAGUGUGUCCUUUUGAAGAUAAUGACAGUUUUUAAUCGCCCGUGAACUGAAGGUUAAAAUUUAAAAAGUCUGCAUUCUUAGAGUUGGAAGGAAUUUUAAGGUUUUGUAGUUCAUCCAUCCUUCGCGUUAUCAGUUAAGUCAAAACGUGUAAUACUUUCGCUGCAACUUACAAACCCCAGAGAAAAGGCUUGACCAGUUUUUUGCCCAACUGUCAUCUCCCUUUCUCCCCCUCUGUCUUUCCUUUUCAAAUCUACGGCCAGGACAAAGUCCGUACAGCUAAUGGGUAUAUGUAGGUGGCACAGGCACGUGUGCGCACACACGCACACGUGUGUGUGCGUGUGUGUAUGUGUGUGGCAUUGCAGCUUAUUGCUAGAGCUUGGACCUCUUUGCUGGGGAGGUUGUGGCUGUGCUGGUGUGUGUUGGACAGGGCAGAGGUGCUCCCCUCUCCGCCAUCCUUGGUGGUGGACCAGGACUCUCCUUCUUGCGUCUCCUCUUCACUUUUGCGUGCAUGCAUCUAGAUACGGCUGUAGCUCGGUGGCAAGCCGCGAGCUUGUUGGGCCCACAGAAAUGGGUUACCCUGCCCCUCCUCACCCCCGACCCUUGGUGGGGAGAGUGUCCAGUCCCUCAGUGAAACCAACAAAAUCGGGUCCCUGGCUUACUCUUUUCUAUCUGGGCCCUGCUGUGUAAGGCUUCCUAAAUGGAGUCGCUAUUUGUGUGUGAGUAUGUGUUUCUGUACGUGUGAGCAUUUCUCCGAGUGUGGUUACCAGAUGGACAGAUGGACGGCAGGUUUAUGUUCGACAUCCGAACAUCUGUGUUCUCUGUGGCAGAUGGGUGUGUAUCAUCACAUGACUUGCGUGUGUGUUGAUGUGGGUGAGUGUGAGCGUGUGUGUUUCCAUGCAUGCCCUAUAUUUGAGAGACUUCUUAACGGCACUCAUCUUUGGGGAGGGUACUCUAAAGCCAGUUACCUCUCUCUCCCCUCCUUUAUUCCCUUCCCUCAGUUCUACUGGCUUCUCCCCAGGAGUAAGUGGCUUUAGCACAGAAAUGUCUUCUGGAGAGCCUGCUGUCCUGCAGGCAGGUCCAUUAGACUCUUUCUUGCCUCAGGACCUUAUAGCAAGAAACAGAAAGAAAGAUCAAGUUCUGUGAUAAUUACUGCUCCAACUUCAUCACCCCGGAAGCCUUAAUCUGUAUUUCUCAAUAUAAUAAAAAUUGAGCUUCAUAAAAAGUAAGAUUGAUUACUAAAAGUAGCACAGAAAUGUUAACAAUAUUUAAAUAGUCCAGCAGACCCUGCGAUUGUAAAGUGAUGUAAAGUGCUUUAUGGAUCUUGUUACAAAAAAAAUAAAUCACUACUGUGAAUUUACUACUAUGUAACCUUGUGGUCAUAUUCCAUUAUAAAUAAAAUGAGCUGUUCUUAAGCCCAUAGCACAGUUCUUGAAUGGUGGUCAACGUGGUAGUGAAUUGAGGUCGUUUAGACACUACGUCGAAAUCGCUGUAUUGAGUUUAACCAAGAGGAUGCUCAGAAAAUUAUAUUUUGGACCCCUUUUUUGACAAAACAUUUGGUCAAAGAAGGAAGAGAAGGGUACUAACACGUGUUUAUCAGGUAUUGUAUGUUAGGUACUGUUCUAGAAUGUGGAUUCCUUUAGGGUAGUGGUUAUCUCAAUUUUUCAGGUGAGAAAAAGGACGAUCAGAGAGGGAGGGACUUGCCCAAGGUCUCAUGGCCACUAAAUGGGAUUUCAAAUCUAAUGUGUGCUUCCAAUCCCUCAGUCACUGUACCUUGAGGUAUUCUCUGAAUGAUUUGGCAUUUUGGGAUGUGGAGGAGGGACCUGGGGACACUUAACCUUGAAUCAGAGCCUGGAGCGAGGGGUUUGUCAGAGGUGGAAUGGCUUAUGUUUGUUCGCUUUUGCUUUGCACCAGAGGUGUGGACCCAGGAGAAGCUUCUCCACCGUGCUGGCUGAUUUCUUAGGAUUUUCAAUGGAAAGAACUUGAGAAUCCCCCUUCCCCCAGGAAAACCAAUCUUGCCAGUGUUGCACAGACCCAAUGCUGUUGUUCCUGGCACCCUCCCUUUGCUUUUGCCUCUCCCGUCCUCCACCCCCACCCUCCUGGCUUGGGCAGGUGUGGACCUGGGGCAAGUGUGCACGUGGCGGAGGUGUGCAGGGACUGACCUGGCCCCCUCCUUAGCUGAGGAAGCUUCUUCCUGGUGCUUUGUCAACAUUAUCCCCAACCAACCGCUUCCCCUGGUUGGGGUGGGAGAGGAACAGCCCACAGGCCCAGCCUAGGGUCGUUUGGAACUGGAGUCCCAGUGUCCAUCCCUGAGAUCUGUGUUCUCCGCAAGCACUUUGCAUCCCACUGUUUUUCCCCACAUUUGCCCUCAGGAGUUUUAACAGAACAGACAUAAACCAGGACUGAAAACACUAUUUUCCUCUAUUGCAGUGUCUGUAAGUUUGAGUUCGGUUGUGCAUAGACUACCUUUUUCUCCCCUGCUGUUUGCUUUCAGCGGAGGACGGGAAAGGGGAGGUGCUGCUCACUAGGAAUUACGACGGAUUUCCAAAGGGUAGGUGAGAAAUGUACAACUCCUGAAUAGAAUUAGAUUUUAGGACCCUGAGUCCCUCUUACCAGGCCUGUCCCAUUCCUACUUAGAUAACCCAAUUAGUUUUGUUUCACCUGUAAAAUAAAUCUCUUUAAUGGGUUGUUUUAAAGUCUCCCCAGCACAACAGAUUUCUCAUACUUGCAGCAACACAGUGAACGGUUACUUCCAAUAUGGUGCUAAGAAUCUAUAAUUCAUGUCUCUCUCAGCUUGAAAACAUCAGUGUUUUGUCCUUGUCUUAGUGGAAUAAAAACACUCUUAAGCCUUGGGGAAAAAUGUGACAACCCCCCAGGGGUUGAGUGUCUUUGACACCUUUAUUUUGAGUGUCUUUGAUACUUCUUUUGGCACUGAAAUAAUAUUUGGAUAAAUAUAUUUGAAUGUACAGCUGUCUGGUUUUGUAUUCGCUUAUAUUUAUCUGAGCUUUCCCUUAUGACCGUGACCUUUCAUUCUGAAGGAGCUCAUCGUUUAGGAGGUUUUCACCCCGACAAAGCCCUCAGCCUAGGAAAGCUGGUGAGGACCAGAGACUGUUGCUCAGGGAAUUACUGAGGGGACCUGGGCAUCUGAUGUGCAGGUGACAAGUCUAGUUCAAUUCAUGUUGUAGGGAAUUUAGACAGUUACACAUCAUCGCCAUCCCAGGGGCCAGGGGGAAAAAUGUGGCAGUUGCUUUUCACUUGCCAGCACCCCUCAGUUACAGGAAUAUUCUCUUAGUGGUGUUCAUCAUUCUUAAAAAAAAAACAACAACAUAGGAAAAUCCAAACUUUGCUGAUAAUUCCGUGUUUUUAUAAGGGAUUCACCGUAGGCUUUAAAUAGCAAACUCCUCUGGGACCCCUAAAUUAUGACAUGAGUAACCAAAUUUGAUUUCCAAGCAGCUGUUGAUGAGCACAGCUUUUGCAUUGUGUGAGACACCAGCGGAGAUUGGGGCAGGGGAUGCCGGAUGCUGGCUCACUUGGGUGGAGCGUGUAACCUGCCUUGUGGUUGACCCUUCCUCAAAGAUGCUAGAGAGAAGGCCAGAGAAGUCUGGGCCAGCACUUAUUCAAGAAAAGUUUAUUUGAUAAUCACUUUUGUGCUGAAAGAACUUUACAUUCCUGGAUUUAUAAUCCAGCAUCAACCUGGAAAGUUCAGUGACAAAACCAUCUGUCUCUACCUCAUGUAGCCAUAACCAUCAUGCAAAGAUGUGGCCAAGUGUCUUUGGUGGUCUCUCUUGUUAGUUAAUCCUGCACUUCGUAACCAGGAGGGGCAGUUUGUGACUAUCAGCCUCUAGUCACAAUCACUGUCUGUGCAUGACAAGUCUGAGUGUGACUUUCUGCAUAAACUGGGUGGUGGGCUCUAUUGAGUCAUUUCCAACAUAUAAAAAAAAAUGAAUGAAUGAAUUACACUUGCAGCAACUGUCUGCACACGUACAUGUACAUGCAUUCCUAAGUGUCUGCUUGAAACGUCUUCUCCUUGGAACAGUAGUAACAGUGUUAGUGUCUAUGAGGGACAUAGUGUACCUGGCGUCUAAGUUAUUUUGUUCUUUUUUGGGUCCCCCAUCCCAAUUAACUGUAAAACAUUUUACAUGUUGCAAUUUUUUAUGCUGUAAAACCUGGAAAGUAAACUGAAAUCCCAAAUCA